AACACAUCAGCCAACGGCGUCGACGUAAACAAACACCACCUUCGUUUUUCCUUCAGCUAUCGUAAUAUUUCCAUACCGUCUGCAGCUCACCACUCACAAUAUUAUUAUCUUCACUCAUUAGUCAUUCGGUGGUUCGGUUCGCUCGCGCGUUGCGCAAUAGCUGUUUGUUUUUUUUUUUUUUUGUACAUAUUACAUUGUAAAUUAUCGUACCGUAGCGUUACCCUUUACCACCUAUACACUGUACAGCACAUUUAACUUGUAGUCGUUUAAUACCGUAUUAGUGCAGUAGGUACCUAUAGUAUAAUCGUACGGUUUAAUCAAGCCCAAGCAUUAUAUUAUAACAUUUGUUAACCUUGGUAACCUAAUUGAAGUUCGAAGCCGUUCGUUCUACAAACGACAUUUUCAGAUUUUUAUUCGCGUGUUAAUUUUAGUUGUCAGUGAGAUCAAUUGUUUUGCUGUCAAAAUGGGUAUAACUAAGAGGCCUGCUAGCAAUUGCAGCGAUGAAAUACUCCCAGUUGAAGUCGAUGAACUCGUGGAAAAUGCGAUUUACUCAUCUACCAACACCGAUGCCAGUGAUGAAUCAGAUUAUGAAAUGAUGAUGCCAACUGUCACCAUAGUUGAUUAUUCGACAUACUACAGAAAUCUCUGCCCUGAAUUAAGGAUUUCCCACAAUGUUGAAUAUGAUAAUCCAGAUGCUGAUACUAAACCGGUAUCAUGUAGGAAAAAAAAUAUUUCUCAAAUGGGACGCAAGAAAGCAAAUCGUGCACAAAAUGAAAAUUUUCUUUUAUCUUUGAGUGAUGACUAUGAAGAUGACAUAUUUUGUAAUGACAACAAAAACGGAUUCAUGAAAGCUGUCAACAGUCUUUCGACUAUGCCUGGUUUGAAAGAAUCAUUUAUUGAAGGAAAUGACGAACUCGUGCUUCCAAAACGCAACAAACGUUCUUCUGCUGAAAUGAAUACUGAUAAAAAGCCAAAACGAAGCAUUCACCCUGAUUUGGCAUUCAAAAAUCUGACUACAUCACAAAAAUCGCUUUUCAAACAGAAAAGUUUACCUUUUGCCGCUAUAGAUCAUUUGGAAACCGAAGUUGUCCGAUAUUUUUCACUUGUACCAAAUGGCAUUUACACAUCUGCCCCAUUGCCGAGUUAUAAUCGAAUGCUGCUGCACAGUAUCGUCCGUUACUAUUCAUUGGAUGCCAUGAGUGUGAAUAGUCGUGGUCGGCGCACUCAGAAAAUUGUACAAGUACGCAACAGCCGUUUUGACGAUUUCAAACCACCUCAUAUGAGCCUGUUGAAAUACAUAUCAAGUCGAAACAGCUAAACAACAAAUUACAAUCAUUAAUGGAUCCAAUGACUAUUGGACAAACAAACAUUUUUUAUUUAUAUUAAUAUAAUAUACUAGAUGAAUUUCAAUUUUUUUUUUUUUUGCAUACUUUUCACGUUUGUUUUAUUUAUUACAUUUUAAUUUAUAGCUUUAGAGAUAUUGGGGCAGAAGACAUAUAUUUUAUUAAUGUAAUUAUUGACCAAACUAUUAUAUUAUAAACAACAUUUAUAUCAAAUAACUUAACAUAUAUCUUAAUAUAUUAUGUUAUAUUAUCAUACGCUUAUAUUAUAUAAAAUUUAUUAAUAUAUUAUUUAUAAUGAUACUUAUUAAUGGGCUUGGAAUGAAUUAAUUUGCAUAUAUCUUAGAAAGCUACUUAUAAUUCAGAAAACAGCUGUACUAAAAUGUUGUUAAAAAAUAAAAACUUUUUAUAUUAAUAAUAAUAAAAAGAAUUUAUAUUACUAAAAAUAUAUGAGAAUGAACUGCACUUUUAUAAAAAAAAAAGCUUAUUAAAAAUACAAAUUACAGAAUCGUUUUUAGAAUGAUUUAUUAUUGAAUUCAUAUCUAACAUACAUUACAGUGAUCUAUUUUUUCUUUUAUUAUAUUUUAAAGCUUUUUUGUUGUUCAUAUGAAUGAAAAUAUUUCAUUGAAUUUAUUAAGUUACAGAGCCUGGCUAUCAACAAAUAUAUACUUCAUUAAUACUUUGAUAUAAUCAUGUAAUUAUUGGAUUCAAUAUAUUUCAUUAAAUUUAUGAUUCACUUGCAUUAAAUAAUCAAUAUUUUAGAUGGUAACUAGGACUUUGGAGUUAUUGAAUUUGCACGUUUUUAAUGUUUAUUAAUUUAUUUCUAAAUAGUCUCCAAAUCCUUUUGAUGCAAAUAGGUAUGAACUUUUUAAGACAGUUUUGCAAUUUUUGUAAUUUUUUUGCUAUAUUGUAAUUUUUGUUGUUCCAACAUUACAUGUCAAUUUUAGUGAUAUUUUUGAAUUUGUGAUGAGUGUACUUCUAUGAAAAUAUUAGUUGAAUAAAUAAAAAAUUA
Molecule: messenger RNA, 2352 nt
Organism: Acyrthosiphon pisum (pea aphid)
Lineage: Eukaryota; Metazoa; Arthropoda; Insecta; Hemiptera; Aphididae
Product: R3H domain-containing protein 4
Exons: 7
Coding region: 464-1318 (284 amino acids)
Molecular function (GO): nucleic acid binding
Source: RefSeq, a predicted model, not a curated record